This is a messenger RNA of Lagopus leucura (white-tailed ptarmigan), 3201 nucleotides long. RefSeq names its product phospholipid phosphatase 2 (gene PLPP2). The coding region runs from base 1361 to 2200 and encodes 279 amino acids. Gene Ontology annotation, biological process: signal transduction; phospholipid metabolic process; phospholipid dephosphorylation. The record is from RefSeq and is a predicted model, not a curated record. Gene Ontology annotation, molecular function: phosphatidate phosphatase activity. Lineage: Eukaryota; Metazoa; Chordata; Aves; Galliformes; Phasianidae. The transcript is spliced from 5 exons.
GCCGCUCUCAAGCACCUAAUUAAGACGGAUGGCCUAAAAAUAAAGGCCCGGGUCGUAAUUUCAGCCUCAACCUCCUGAGCUUUCUUGGGCUCUAAGCACCGGUGGGGAGAGAGAAAGAGAGAGAGAGAGGCAGGUUCCUGUUUGGUUUUUUUGUUGUUGUUCGGUGCCCUUUUCCUUUUCUGCCCCUUUUAUUUUUAGGGGGAGCUUUUUUGGAAGAUGGAAUUACCCAGGGAGGAAAGGGAAAAAAAAAAAAAAAGGAAAAAAAAAAAAAAAGAAAGGAUAAAGGAAAAGAGCGUCUAAUUUGAGCUGCAAACGAAGGGUUUGAAGUCUGUACGGAGGCGUCCGUGCGUGCGGGGCUCCUCCCGCAGCCUGGGAGCCGUCACAGCUUGUUCCUGCCAUGUUCCUGCCGUGUUCCUGGCCUUCUCGCAGCUCUUUUUUAUUUUUUCUUUUUGGCUGCUUUCGCUUCUGUUCGGAGAGAGCCGCCUUUGGAGGCCCGGAGGCUGCGGGGUGGUGCUUUGCUGUGAUUUCUUUCUCUUUUCCUUUCUGCCCUUCUGCUCGGCCGAGAGCGGAGCGCGGGACCCCCCUGGGGAAGGGGCUCCGGGUGCAGGGGUGGCUGCCGGGGACAAAGGUGUGUUUUGUUUUUUCCCUGGAGACGGAGGAACAAUGGGGAGGCGGAAAUCGCCUUCCUGAAGGCGGAACGGGGAAAGGAGCACGGGCUUAAGGUGGACCGUAGGCAGCCCCGGUCCCUGCGCUGUGCCCAGCGUCACCCUGGAGGGAGGUGCUCGAAGAUGCCCGUGGUCACCCCGGCCGGGGUCCCCAAGGGGCUGGAGUGGCUGCACGACCCCACGUCAGAGCCCCCCCUGGAGCUCCUUCUGAUGUUUUGUGUGGGAUGAUGGCGUCCACGGAGGAGCUGGAAGAUGCUCGUGGUCAGGGCUGUGUGCACGGGGUGUAAAACUGAGCAUCAGUGCUACUGGGGAGCAGGGUGGGGGCCCCAGCCAGGCUGGGUCACGGGCUCUGGGCUCCAGCUCUGUCCAAACCUGGACCGUGUGGGACCUGAAGGCCCUUCUGGUGUGAAACAGGCUGGCAAGAUGCCUGUGCUGCUCCCCCGAGCUCUGUCCUCCUCCAGGCAGUGGGGAGUGGGUCCUGGCACCAGGCAGCAGCUGGGGAGCAGUGGAUGUUCCGUGGGUGCCCAAAAGCAGCCACCUCCUGCAGUCGCUCAGCUCUGCAGGCAGUUGUGAGCCCUGAUAAUGCUCUAUCAGCUGCGGGCCAACAUGCUGCCCUGGGUGCAAGAUCCUUCCCCAGCAGUGGGGAGCAGUGACAGGGGGACUGUGUGCACUGGUGCCUGCAUAGAGUCCUUGGGAUGGUGCCCCAGCCCUCUCUGUCUCUCUCCUUUGCAGCAGCUCUGCCCUUUGUCAUCCUGACGCUGGUGAACUCCCCGUACAAACGAGGCUUCUACUGCAACGAUGACUCCAUCCGCUACCCCUACAAGGCAGACACCAUCACCCAUGGCCUCAUGGCUGGGGUCACCAUCACCAGCACCGUUCUCAUUAUCUCUUCAGGGGAGGCAUACCUGGUCUACACAGAACGCCUCUACUCCAAGUCAGAGUACAACAACUACCUGGCUGCGCUCUACAAGGUGGUGGGGACCUUUCUUUUCGGGGGGGCCAUCAGCCAGUCCCUGACCGACCUGGCCAAAUACAUGAUCGGCCGCCUCCGGCCCAACUUCUUGGCAGUCUGCAACCCCGACUGGUCCAAGGUGAACUGCUCCAUCUAUGUGCAGCUGGAAAAUGUCUGCCGGGGGGAGAGCAGGAACGUCACCGAAUCCAGGCUGUCCUUCUACUCCGGGCACUCCUCCUUUGGGAUGUACUGCAUGAUGUUCCUGGCGCUCUAUGUGCAAGCCCGGCUGGUGGGGAAGUGGGCCCGGCUGCUGCGUCCCACCAUCCAGUUCUUCCUCCUUGCCUUCGCCAUCUUCGUGGGCUACACGCGGGUCUCUGACUACAAGCACCAUUGGAGCGAUGUGCUGGCCGGGCUGCUCCAGGGCGCGCUCAUUGCCAUCCUCAUUGUCCGCUACGUGUCUGACUUCUUCAAGCACCGACCGCCCCGGCAGUGCGAUGAGAAGGACCCGGAGCGCAAACCCAGCCUGCCACUAACCCUCAGCGACACGGACCGCAAUCACUACAGCUACGCGGGCGCCCCGUGAGCCGCACAUGGGGCCUGGACUGUGGGAGUGGAGGGGUGGGGGGGGAAAACAUGGAGCCCGGUGCCCACCAAUGGCUUCAUCGCACUGCGCCGCAGCCCUGCCCUUCCCCGAUCCCGGUGGCGCCACGGCUUUUUGAUCUGUGGGGUAGGGAGAGGCCUUGAGCCUGGGCUGGGGUCAGCGGAGCCUGGGAGCAGGGCAGGUGGAGGCCUUGGGCCUACGUCAGCACUGUGAGGCCUACCCUGAAGCCUAUUCCUGCACCUUAAGGCCUAUCCCUGCACCCUGAGGCCUAUCCCUGCACUCCCAGGCCUAUCCUGAGGCCUAUCCCUAUGCCCUGAGGCCUACCCUGCACUCCUAGGCCUAUCCCAAGGCCUAUUCCCAUACCUUAAGGCCUAUCCAAAGGCCUACCCUGAGGCCUAUCCCUGCACCCUGAGGCCUAGCCUGAGGCCUAUCCCAAGGCCUACCCUGCACUCUGAGGCCUAUCCCUACACUCUGAGGCCUAUCCCUGCACUCCCGGGCCUAUCCUGAGGCCCAUCCCUGUGCUCCAUGCCUUAUCAAACACUACCGCCUUAGGAGCACAACCCCUCACAGCACAACACGAAAGCAGCCUGCUGAGCGAGCACUGCUUUUAGUUUCUUUGGAAAGGAUUGAAGCAGCCCAGAGCUCGGCCAUGUUCCCUGAUGAACUUUAACAGCCGUUCGGUGCAGCUCGGGGCUGCUCCAACCCUUUGGCCGCUGUGGCUUCGGUGUGUCCUCUAUGGGGCGGUUGGGGCAGGGAGAAAUCUUCUGUGGUAAAGGGGUGGGGGGUGGGGAAAGGGACGUGGAGCUGCGCAUGGGGCUCUUAUCACUGGGGGAAGGUGGGAAAUGGGCCGCAUCCGUCCUGGCUCUGAGCUGCAGCCGCCUCUGGCACGGGCGAGCUGCGGGCCCGGAGAGAAGCGACAUGCGUUUGCAUGAUGAUGUGUUUUUGUAAAAAUGUGUUUUUUAAAUUAGAUCAUCGAGAAAGAA